Molecule: messenger RNA, 5100 nt
Organism: Pelobates fuscus (common spadefoot toad)
Lineage: Eukaryota; Metazoa; Chordata; Amphibia; Anura; Pelobatidae
Product: interferon-induced very large GTPase 1-like
Molecular function (GO): GTP binding
Source: RefSeq, a predicted model, not a curated record
AUGUCUGAUAAAGAAAGAAAUUGUUUGGAAUAUGCUUUGAAAAACCUUAAUCAACAAAGCUUUAAAUCAUUUAAAAGAAAACUGAGAUCGUGUGAGUUACCUCCAGGAUGCAGAUAUAUUCCUCGGAGCGAGCUUGAGAGUCUAAACCAUGAAGACACAACGGAUUAUAUUAUCAGAUUCUACACUAACACACAUGCCCCAAAUAUCAUCACUCGUGUGCUGGAAGAGAUUAACGAGAGACAGGCCAGCAUAGACCUUCAGGAGGAGUUGAAGAAAGAUAUCCAGUAUGUCUCUCCCAAAUGCCCCUGGCCACAAGCAGAGAGAGAUGAAUACCAGGUCUGCACUCCAGCACCAAUAGUACCACCAAAAGGAGAACCAGUAGGGACAGGGGACAGUGAUUCAGAACGUAGAGUGACCUUGAAUGAACUCCAGUCACAGCUGGGAAUGGGAGAUUAUAUGAACUCAAAACUCACACUGAAUGAUAUCCAAAGGAUUGGGAGAGACAGCAUGAAGGACAGUGAGCCUCAGGAUAUACAGGACAUUCCCUGGCAUUAUCUAAGGAAACUCAUGGCUCUUAACAAUAAUGCCAGGAGCACUAAUUUUAUCAAGUCUAAUUUGAGAUUACAGGGAAAUACCAAUAAAGACCAACUGUCUGAGAGUGUCAAUAUUAACACUGAAAAUGAUGGUCCAUGUUCUAUCUCUGUCCACCCCCUGGAUGUUCUGUGUGUUCUCCUGCAUUGUUCAGACCAUUUUUUACAACAGGAAAUUGUAACCAAGAUGUCCAUAUGCCAAUUUGCUGUCCCUCUGCUGCUCCCUGCUGGGGAUGGAUCUAAUUGCACCUUCAUGUUAUGGGCAAUGAGAGACAUUGUGAAGAGAUGGAGACCCUAUUCAUUAGUAGACAGUAGAGGGUUUACAGAAGAAAAUGUAGUAAAUAUCCCCAUGCCGACCUUCUCUUUUGUCAGACUGGGGAAAAACAAAUUAUCCAAAUCUAAAAUCCUGAAUCAGGUUCUCAGCUCAGCACAGCAUGAAUUUUUUGUACAUUAUGACAUGAAAGGAGGGAAUAUUGAGAGGAAAAUAUCAGAUGGACUAGUGGAAAUGUCCUGGUAUUUUCCUACCAGAAGAAAAUGUUGUGACAUGUUUCCAGUGCCGAUCGCAGUGACCAAUCUACGAGGAGACCUGGAGUCUAACUGGACACAAUUCAUCUUUUUAACCCAGGUCUCAUCAGCUGUGUUUAUAUUUACUGAGAGCAUCGGGGAGAGAGAAUUUAGAUUGUUAUCAAACUGCGAAAACAAAGACACAGAAUAUAAUUUCAUCAUCACUCCGAGUCCUGUCAAAGAUAUAACCACAGAGACAAUUCAUAAUCUGCAAAAACGUAUAUCUGUGUUCAAAAAUAUCUAUACAAUAAUAAAAAAGAAGACCGAUAAUGAUGCAACACUGGUGGAGAAAAUUCAGUCUAGAAUCAGUUUUUUCAUAAACAACUCUCCCAAAAGGAUAACAAUAGAAAAUAUGAAGACUAACACUAGUAUACAGACGAAUGGACUUGGAUUCGGUGUAGAUGAACACCCUUUAGAAUGUAGUAAUGCCAGAGAGUAUGCUGGGGAAAUAACCAAAGGGAUACACAAUGUCCCUGAGUAUAAGAGGGAAGCAAUGUGUCUUCAGAGGGAUCUCUGGAAAAAAAUAUCUAAAAUAGAAAAAGAAAUUUGCAGAAUGAGACAAAGAGGAUCCAAAAAUACACAAGAAUAUCUUAAUCAAUUGAAACAUCAGCUCAUUUCACUGCAGGAAAAGCAAUAUCGCCAUAACCCCCCCAAUAGCAUAUUGCUCUUUAUUACUUGUUUUGUUAAUUUUUCCCACAUUGAGAAACAUUACUUUUUGAAAUGGCUGAAAUUGGAUCUUGAUUCACUGGUUAGAAAUAAUCUUUUCGUCUUUACAGAGGAAUACAAUGAGAAAUGCAAACACCCACAAAACAAUAUGGAAGAACUAAAAAAGCUAUCUCAGACAAUAUCUGACAGUUGUUUGGGAACUGAACAUUUCGUCCGAGAGAUGGUUCAGUUCUAUGAGGCUGAAUGUGCCAGGAUUAAUAAAACCCAGAGGGAGUAUACCAGACUCCCAGGAAUAGCUGCAGAUCUCCUGCUGGGUGGGUUUCCAUUGGAGCUGAUUGAUGGAGAUGCCUCUAACAUCCCCAUGCGGUGGAUAACUGAUGUCCUGACUGAGCUGGACACCAAGACUGGAGGACAAUGCAGAAUGAGAGUGAUCACUGUGCUGGGAGGUCUGGGUACGGGAAAAUCAACCCUACUGAAUACCAUGUUUGGUUUGCAGUUCCCGGUGGCCAGUGGACGUUGCACACGAGGGGCUUUCAUGACUCUUAUAAAAGUAAAAGAGAAUGUCCAGGAGGAGUUGGGCUGUGACUUUAUUCUGGCUAUUGAUACUGAAGGUCUGAAAGCUCUUGAAUUGGCUUCUCUGGAGGACAGUCAUGAACAUGACAAUGAACUGGCAACGCUAGUGGUCGGGCUGAGUGAUAUCACCAUUAUUAACAUGGCCAUGGAGAACUCAGCAGAAACGAAGAACACCUUACAGAUUGUAGUUAAUGUGCUUAUGAGGAUGAAAGACAAAGGAAAGGAAUUAAAAUGCCUGUUUGUUCAUCAGAAAGUGAAUGAAGUGUCCUCUUAUGAGAAGAAUGUCAGAGAGCGGUUUUCAGAACAGCUGGAUGAAAUUACUAACAUUGCAGCAAAGCGAGAGAACAAAGAUGGGUUCACAAAAUUUAGUGAUGUGACGGACUACGCAACAGAGAAAGACAACUGGUAUAUUCCCAGCCGAUGGCACGGAGUCCCACCAAUGGCUGCGGUAAAUACUGUUUACAGCGAAAGUGUUUCAGAUUUAAAACAAUAUUUACUUGAGAUAAUGAGAAUCCAUAUAUCUGCAAUCAGGUCCUUCAACAUUAAGGAAUUUAUCAUAUGGCUAAACAGUCUGUGGAAUGAAGUGAAGCAUGAGAAGUUUAUAUUCAGUUUCAGAAACAGUCUGGUGGCCAAAGCUUAUAACAAGUUGUCCGUACAGUUCUCCCAAUGGGAAUGGGAAUUUACCAAAGCCGUGCACAGCUGGGUGAAUAAUACUGAGACAUUAAUUAGGAAUCAAUCAGCAGAUACAUUGCAGUCAGAAGCAUUAGAGAUGUACAGCAAUGAGCUACACCGGGUGCUAAUUGCAGAAGGAAGAAAAAUAUCAGAGUUGUUAGAAACUUUCUUUAGGACUAAUUGUGAACAUGUUCUUAUCAAAAAGUACAAAGACAGUUUUAUUUCAUGUAUAACGUAUCUGAAAGACGACCUUGAAAGAAGUGCUACCAGCAGGUGUAUGAAGGCGCUCCAAGCACUGAAUGUAAAGACUCAGAUUCAGUGUCACCACAAAAGGAUUCAAUCAGAAAUUAUUAAUUUCAUAGAAAUCUGGCGAAAGAGAAACCAACGGCUCGGUGACAGAGAAUUAGAAGAGGAAUUUGAGACCAUGUGGAGAACAUUUAGAUCAGAUUUACAGAUUGAAUCCUUACAGAGACUUGAUAUAAGCCAAUCCAUGCUCCAUCACCUGCACAGGAACAUGAAACACAAAGGACCUGAGAUAGAUGCAAUAUUGCUUGGCCUGAAAGCUUUAGAUGAGUAUGGUGACACGACAUUCCAAAUGCAGAAAAAAUAUAUAGAUGUCUCUCUGUCAUCAUUUACACAAGUCAGGCACUAUAUCAGCCAGGAUUGUCCUGAUAUUGUAUCGCAAUUAGCUUUGUCACUAAUAGAGAUUUGUGAUCAGUAUAUUACAAACAAGGUCAGCACAAGUUCUGACUAUGACAACACGUACGGACAGGAAUUGCUACAAAUGGUCGAUAAUAGACUGAGGAAUAAAGGCCGUAAAACAAUUCCAUUUUCCCUCAUAUUUGAGUUAGAUAUUAAAAUUGUCAUUCUUCGUAAAGCAUCUCGGAGGUUUCAGAAGAUGCAUGAUGAUUUUAUCCAGGAGAAAUAUCCAAACACUUGCUUGGAAAAGUUAAAAGGUCAAUAUUUUACAAGUUUUCUUAGCAUGUACCAAGUGAAAGACCAAUCCCAACAGAAAGUGAAACAGUUUUGUGACCUUGGCUUGAAGCCAGCUUUAACCGAGUACAUUCACAGACAUCUCGGGAAAGAAAUAGUGGACGAUAUUUUAGGCAGUUCUGACAGUCUCAUAUUUAAUAGUAGAUGUUGUUUCCAAGUUACUGCACUGCAGAGUUUGUUAAAGACAGAGAAAGUCUACAAUUUUAUCGAAUACAUUAAUUCGUAUGAGAUCUUUGCUGAAAGCUGGAUUUUAAGAUACAUCUAUGAUAAAUAUAAGGAAUCUUCCCAGCUAGAAAUGUUACAAACAAAGAUUCUGUCUCAUAUUAUCGAAAAAAUAAAAGAUGUUCUCAGAUGCGAACAAUAUCUGGAAAGUCCCAACAUUGCAAAAUAUUUAGAAAAUAUUCGUGAGAAGUUAAAAUGUGAAUUGGUCAUUCCACAGAGUCAAAUGGACUUGGUCAUUUUUGGAAACCACUCAGAUGUUGCCCAGCUCCGUAGUGAUCUUCAGACCUUUGUAUCAGAAACAGAAAACCAAAUUCUAUCAGAAAUUCAGUGUUUGGGCAUUGAAUCUGUUAUGUACAAGGCUACAUUGAAGCCGGAACAUGAAUUGCUGAAGAAGGUGAUGGGAUGUGGGAAGCAGUGUCCGUUCUGUAAAGUCCCCUGUGAGGCAGGAGGCUCGGGUCAUACGGAGCACUUUACAUCAAUCCACAGACCUUUAGGACUGGUAAGAUAUAGAAAUGAACAGACUAACGUCUUAUUGACAAACAUAUGCUGUACUGGCGUUGCUUUGGGCGAGACAUUUAGAAAUGAUGAGGGGGGCAAGUUUCACACAUUCAAGGACUACCGUAUCUUAUACCCAGACUGGUCGAUAGAUCCUGACCCCAACACGGAGUCCUCAGAUUACUGGAAAUACAUUUUUGUGAAGUUUAAUGAACAGUUUGCAGAAGAAUAUAAUGCUAAACCAGCUGUCCUGCCAAAGGCAUGGAAACGAAUAGACAGAGAAGAAGCCCUGCAAAGCCUGAAGGAGGUGUUCAAUAAGACAUAG